AUGAUCAGGAGGUUUAAGGGCAACUCCACUACUGAUCAAACCAAUCCUGUGGAGUCUCAAAACGACAUUGUUUUUUGGGAUGUAUCCUCAGUUUUGAAGGAUUCUUCUUCUGAUGGCUUCUGGACUCUUGCUGAUGCUAGGCUUCCUAAUGUUAAACCACCCCAAAAAGUGAAUUUUGCUUCAGGGGACAUUAUAGAACAGACCACUUUUCGGCAGCCUGUUGAAGUACCUCAAGAUAAGCUUCUAGGUGGCCUUCUUCCAGCAGGAUUAGAUGAAAAGUCAUGCCUUAGUAGGUAUCAAUCAGUCUUAUAUCGCAAAAAAAAUAUACAUCAGCCUUCUUCUCAUCUCAUCUCUAGGUUACGAAACUAUGAAUCACAGCAUAAACGAUGUGGACCAUACACGGAGUCCUACAACAGAACCUUGAAAUAUCUUAACUCUAACCAAUACAACAGUUCCACAGGCUGCAAUUAUGUUGUCUGGCUUUCCUUCAGUGGUUUAGGAAACAGAAUACUCUCUUUGGCAUCUGCUUUCCUUUAUGCACUCCUCACAAAUAGAGUUCUACUUGUUGAUCGUGGAUUAGACAUUCCAGAUCUUUUCUGCGAACCAUUUCCAGAUGUAUCAUGGUUACUUCCCUCUGAUUUCCCACUUACGGAUAAGUUCAGUAGCUUCAAUCAGAAAUCUCCUGAGAGUUAUGGGAAUAUGCUGAAAAAUAAUGUGUUUGCCAAUUCAGUUAGUUCUUCACUGCCAGCAUAUGUCUAUCUCCAUCUAGUUCAUGACUAUGAUGAACAUGACAAGCUUUUCUUCUGUGAUCAAGAUCAAACUGUUCUCCGGCAAGUACCUUGGCUGAUUUUGAAAACAGAUAAUUAUUUUAUCCCUUCUCUUUUUCUGAUCCCAUCUUUUGAGCAAGAAUUACAUAAUCUCUUUCCAGAGAAAGGAACUGUCUUGCAUCAUUUAUGCCGGUAUCUCUUAAAUCCAACAAACUCUGUUUGGGGGCUGAUCACUAGGUAUUACAAUGCUUAUUUAGCCACAGCAGAUGAAAAGAUAGGCAUACAAAUAAGAGUCUUUGAAGCAGGUCCUGGUCCAUAUCAGUAUGUGUCAGAUCAGAUUUUGGCUUGUGUGAUCAAGGAGAAUCUGCUACCACAAAUCAAUAAGAACCUACCUAUCAUCAAUCCACCUGGAAAACCAAAGAUUAAAGCUGUGCUAAUCACAUCUUUGAGUUCUGGAUACUUUGAGGCACUGAGAAACAUGUACUGGGAACAUCCAACUAUCACAGGAGAAAUCAUUGAACUAUUUCAGCCAAGUCAUGAAGUGUAUCAACAAACCGAGAAGCAGAUGCACAAUAGGAAAGCAUGGGCAGAAAUGUACCUGCUGAGCUUGAUGGAUAAGUUGGUCACAAGCUCAUGGUCAACCUUCGGUUAUGUUGCUCAAAGUCUUGGAGGAUUGAGACCAUGGAUUCUUUACAAGGUCGAGAAUCAGACGGCUCCGGAUCCACCUUGUCAGCGUGCUUUGUCGAUGGAACCUUGUUUCCAUGCCCCACCUUUUUAUGAUUGCAAAAGAAAAAUGGGGACUGACACAGGAAAAAUUGUUCCUAAUGUGCAACAUUGUGAAGAUAUGAGCUGGGGUCUUAAACUUUUUGACGGAUAAAGGGU
Molecule: messenger RNA, 1649 nt
Organism: Coffea eugenioides
Lineage: Eukaryota; Viridiplantae; Streptophyta; Magnoliopsida; Gentianales; Rubiaceae
Product: galactoside 2-alpha-L-fucosyltransferase-like
Exons: 3
Coding region: 1-1644 (547 amino acids)
Biological process (GO): cell wall biogenesis; xyloglucan biosynthetic process
Cellular component (GO): Golgi apparatus; membrane
Molecular function (GO): galactoside 2-alpha-L-fucosyltransferase activity
Source: RefSeq, a predicted model, not a curated record